CAGCUAUGAGGAAAGAUUAGAGGAACUGAAUUUAUCUUCUCUUGAGAAGAGGAGAUUAAGGGGGAUAUGAUCAACAUGCCCAUGAGCAGGGGCGGACUGACAACUCAUGGGGCCCCCGGGCAAUAGGGAAUCAUGGGGCCCGUGUCCUUGCCCAAACUCAAAAAAGCCUAUGAAAAAGGUAUCAUGGGCAUAUCAUGGGGCCCCCUACUGACCCCGGGCCCUCGGGCGGUGCCUGAGUUUCCAAAUGGUCAGUCCGCCCCU
Messenger RNA from Staurois parvus, 261 nucleotides. The record is from the annotation of a GenBank genome assembly. Lineage: Eukaryota; Metazoa; Chordata; Amphibia; Anura; Ranidae.